CGUCAUUGGGCUGUUAAGAAACUACACACGCAAUAAAAGCCAAAGUUGAAUGAUCAGCGUGGCAGUGGAACUGCAGAAUAAAAGCUGUACUUGCCUCCCUAGAGAGAAAUGAUAGUCCCUCUGUCACUGUGGAGAAGCAGUCUUGGGACGAUCAUGAAACUCCUACUGUGUAUCACUCUGCUGCUGCUCGCCGCUCAGCUGUCGGAAUCCGUUUGCACUCUUCAUCAACGAAUACCACUGAACGGAACAUUGGAACAGAACAGCUGCAUUGACCCAUACGACGGGGCGUUGCACCCAGUGGGAGAGACAUGGAUAGACCCCGUUUGCAUGAGAUGCAGCUGCAAUAUUGAUGCUACCAGCUGCUGUUCGACGUAUCCCACACCCAGAGGCUACUCAGAAGAUUGUGCUGCAUUGUUCAAUCCCCGAGAGUGUCGGUAUCGAGUCUACCGGAAGGACAACCCGGCUAUUGAAUGUGAAGUCUACUCUUCUGUAUUAUGAGCAGGAGGGCACAGUCAGCUCCCUUCCAAUCGAGAUAAUAACAUCAAUUUGAUAAAGGAGACUUACCUCUUACAUAUAAUCUCUGCUUCAUGUUAAAUAUAUUCAUCCAUUACUUUCCAAUCAA
This is a messenger RNA of Mobula hypostoma (lesser devil ray), 622 nucleotides long. RefSeq names its product beta-microseminoprotein-like. The record is from RefSeq and is a predicted model, not a curated record. The transcript has 4 exons. Bases 109 to 498 code for a protein of 129 amino acids. NCBI's taxonomy places the organism in Eukaryota, Metazoa, Chordata, Chondrichthyes, Myliobatiformes, Myliobatidae.